CUCGAGCCGCCGCCCCGGGGCGCUCCCGAGGCCCCGCAGGAGGGACCAUGAAAGUGAGGUCGGCCACCGGCGACGGAGAUGCGUUGUGUGUUACAGAAGAGGAGCUGGCUGGUGACGACGAGGACAUGCCGACCUUCCCAUGCACACCAGAGGACCGGCCGGGGCCCCGCUGCAGCCGCUGCCAGAAGAACCUGUCUUUGCACACAUCGGUGCGGAUUCUUUACCUCUUCCUGGCCCUGCUCCUAGUGGCCGUGGCCGUGCUGGCCUCCCUUGUUUUCAGGAAAGUGGACUCUCUCUCAGAAGACAUCUCCCUGGCCCAGGCCAUUUAUGACAAGAAGCUUAUGUCUAUGCAGGAAAAUCUCCAAGGACUGGAUCUGAAAGCCCCAAACAACUGUUCCUUCUGCCACGAGGCUGGGCAGCUGGAGCAAGAGAUCAGAAAACUGCAGGAGGAGCUGGAGGGAAUUCAGAAGAUGCUUCUGGCCCAGGAGGUGCAACUGGACCAGACCUCUCAGACCCACGAGUUGCUCUCCACCACCAGCAGUCAGAUCUCCCAGGAGAUGGGCAGUUGUUCAUUCUCCAUCCACCAAGUCAACCAGUCUCUGGGGCUCUUUCUUGCCCAGGUGAGAGGCUGGCAGGCCACCACAGCCGGCCUGGACCUCUCUCUGAAGGACCUCACCCAGGACUGCUAUGAUGUCAAGGCUACAGUCCACCAGAUCAACUUCACCGUGGGGCAGACUUCGGAGUGGAUCCACGGGAUCCGGCGGAAGACUGACGAGGAGACCCUGACCCUCCAGAAGAUUGUCACCGACUGGCAAAACUACACCCGGCUCUUCAGCACCCUGCGCACCACCUCAGCCAAGACCGGAGAAGCGGUCAAGAACAUCCAGGCCACCCUGGGGGUCUCCUCCCAGCGCAUCAGCCAGAAUGCCGAGAGCAUGCACGACUUGGUGCUGCAGGUCAUGGGCCUGCAGCUGCAGCUGGAUAACAUCUCGUCCUUCCUGGACGACCACGAAGAGAACAUGCACGAUCUGCAAUACCACACCCGCUAUGCCCAGAACCGCACGGUGGAGAGGUUCGAGACACUAGAAGGACGCAUGACUUCGCAUGAGAUCGAGAUCAGCACCAUCUUCACCAACAUCAAUGCCACCGACAAUCACGUGCACAGCAUGCUCAAGUACCUGGACGAUGUGCGGCUCUCCUGCACGCUGGGCUUCCACACCCAUGCCGAGGAGCUCUACUACCUGAAUAAGUCUGUCUCCCUCAUGCUGGGCACCACAGACCUGCUCCGGGAGCACUUCAGCCUGCUCAGUGCGCGGCUGGACUUCAAUGUCCGCAACCUCUCCAUGAUCGUGGAGGAGAUGAAGGCUGUGGACACGCAGCAUGGAGAAAUCCUUCAAAACGUCACCAUCCUAAGAGGUGCUCCCGGCCCUCCAGGACCAAGAGGACCCAAAGGAGACAUGGGCACGAAGGGACCCAUUGGCAGCAGAGGACCAAAAGGAGACCCUGGUAGCUUCGGCCCCCCGGGACCCCAGGGGCCUCAGGGGCAGCCUGGAGACCCAGGACCUGUGGGAGAAAGGGGGCCAGUUGGCCUUCGAGGUUUCCCAGGCCUCAAAGGCGCAAAGGGAAGCUUUGGAAGUGGAGGCUCAAGAGGACAGCCAGGCCCCAAGGGGGACGUGGGGCCCCCAGGGCCAGAGGGGCCCCCAGGGUCUCCGGGACCCUCAGGGCCUCAGGGAAAACCAGGGAUUGCUGGGAAGACAGGGUCCCCGGGCCAGCGGGGGCCCAUGGGGCUUAAGGGUGAGCCAGGGAUCCAGGGGCCCCCUGGACCCCCAGGGCCCCCAGGCCCACCAGGAAGCCAGAGCCGCUACUAAGGGCCCCAGUCCCAGACAUUGCUACACAGGAUGGCUGGAAGGGCCUCAGGGCAGAGCGAGCCCCCCAGAAAGCCACACCUACAGACAGCUGUGGUCCUAUGAUCCCAAAGGGGCCUCCCCCUGGCCUGUCCCUGCACCUCCGGGCUCCACAGUACUGACUGUACCAUAGACAGCAGCCCCUCAACCACGCGCGCGCGCGCACGCGGACACGCACACACGUUUCUCUGCUGGCCGGGGGGUGGGUGGGGGGGUGGGCAACCGGGCUUCCCUGGCUGGGCAGGAGGAGAGGGCAGGGGGAGAUGGCCCCUCUCCUGUGACGGAGCCUGCCAAGGAGGUGGCUACCUUGGGGGGAAGGUCUUGAAUCUAUUUCUGAGUUCUUGACCAACUCAGCUUUCCAGCGUCUUCAGAACCAACCUGGCCAGCAGUUCCCUGUGGCUCCCAGCGCUUGAAAAGACCCAGGAAAACCUUUGCAGGGGAUGUGGUUCAAACUCUAGGGACAAGGGGGAUUUGGCGACCAAAAACAUUCUCCUCCUAACUGUGGGAACGGAGUCCCGGCAGCUGCCCCUGCCUCACCUGGGCCAGAGGGACUCCACCUGCGCCGCCGUCCCCGGGCUCUGCGCACCAUGCUCCCAUGAGUUCAGCAUUUUUUCAUGUCUCCAGAAAAUUCCUCACGUCAUCCUUGCCUCCUUCUCCCAGGAGCAUCCCAGAAGAAAUCCAAGGAGGAGUCUCAUCUGCAUGGGAAGGCUAUCUAGGCCCUGGAACAUUCUCCCAGAGUGGUGCCCGGCAGCUGGGACACUGGAGGAAGGUGGGGUGGGGGGACAGAAGCACGUGUGAAGAGGCCGGGGUCAGCGGGCCGUCUGUGGAGUUGGCUCCCUUGCUCUGCACCAGGCCAGCCUGCCCCACUCCUGGGACGGGACCCCUCUGUGGCGGCUGAUGGAGGCCAAGCCGGGUAACAACAGCUCUCCCCUCCUGCACCCAGCUCUCCUGCCCACAGGUGCCCGCUGACCUCACCCUACCAUGACUCAGAAUGGCCCGAGGCCUCUCUGCAUGGGCAGCAAGACUGGACGUGAAGACAGAAGGGCCUGAACGUGUACAAGAGGCUCACUUUGACAUCACCCCUCACCACCUCCAGCUUCCUGCGCACACGGGCACAAAGGAGCCCUGGGAAGCUCCCCUGGCAAGGUGAAGGCAGCCCACAGGCUAAACUGGUUGUAGAGCUGCCCUCCUUUGUGUACAACAGACUCCGACCACUCCUGGGCCGGGGCAUGGAGCUGUCUCCUCCCCGGCCCGACUCAGACACCAGCCCCUUUCCGCCUUCCGAAAGCCUUCAUGCCACCUCCCCUCUCGUAAUAGGUGUGCAACUGGUUUGCACUCCCGCCCACCCCCACUGCCGUGUAAUCCUGUCUACAUAUGAUAUCAUGUGACGUAGUAUUACUGACUCAGUAAAGAGCUCUUUCCAGGA
Molecule: messenger RNA, 3330 nt
Organism: Callorhinus ursinus (northern fur seal)
Lineage: Eukaryota; Metazoa; Chordata; Mammalia; Carnivora; Otariidae
Gene: SCARA3
Product: scavenger receptor class A member 3
Source: RefSeq, a predicted model, not a curated record